ACAGUACAGCAACUUGCCAGCUUGACGAUCGUGCAACGAUCGAGAGAUUUUACGGAAGUGUGCAUCCACAAGAUCCCGGGCUAAUGUCGCCAGGUGAUAAUGGAGGAAGCGAACUGACCAGCACGACCUUCGUUGGGUUCGUGCCUGAAGCUAGAGGCGCCGAGAGGAGAGGGGCGCCGAGACUCUCUCACAAGAAAAGCAGGACGGGCUGCCAACGAUGCAGGACUCGGAGAGUUAAGUGUAAUGAAGUCCACCCAAUAUGUGGCAACUGCCACCGGCAUAAUGUCCCAUGCGUUUACGAUCAUCUCAGGUCCAGGACGCCCACCGGCUAUCAAGAACCUAAUAACGUCAGCGAUGUCACUGCCGGACCAAACAGCAGCCUUGAAAGUGGUACGGCCAUCACGAACUCAGAGCAUUUAGAGUCUGAGGGACGGCGUCUUCUCGAACUCAAGCUGCUCAGCCAAUGGAUGAUGAAAACAGCCUUAUCAUUUCCGGGGACCCAUGAGAAGUCCUAUAGAGAGGCAAUGACGCACGGAGCCCCCGAGUUGGCGCUACAACACCGUGCACUCUUGUACUCGAUGUUCUCAUUCUCUGCACUUCAUAUAGCCAAAACCUCCCCAUUUCCCAACCAAAGACUAGAAUUUAUGGAUGUUCAUCGCAGGUAUCUAGGCCUGGCUCUCCAAGAACACCGUCUCGACAUUGAAAACCUCGGCAAAGCCAAAGCGGAUACUGUCUGCAUGACCUCAAGCCUAAUUCGGAACUGCACGCAAGCCGUCCUUCAAGAUCGUCCGUUGCAUCCGUACACGCCGCCAACGCAAUGGCUCCAAAUGAUGAACGGCUCAGGCGACGUCUUCAAGACGGCAUGGGAUUGGAUCGGUGAUGAUGAUUCAUCAAUAGCGAGAAGAGUCGCACAGCAUGGUCCCGAUUUAUCGGAUCUGUCAACGCUGUUUGGCGAGAGUAAUCUCCAGGUUUUCAUCCAUCUCCUCCGCCGCAGCCCUGUAGAUGAGGAACAAGAGCCUUGGAACCCCGAGAUCCAGAAAGCAUAUGAGUUAACGCUCAGUUAUAUCGGCGGUGUGCAAAUGGCACUCAAUAAGGGCGAAACGCCAGGCAAUCUUUGCAGGAGACUGGUAGCGUUCCCAAUGUUCAUUCCGAAACGAUUCAUUGGCUUGGUGGAAGAGCUGCAGCCAAGGGCACUGGUGGUGCUCGCUCAUUAUUAUGCGUUUCUGGCCAGGUUGAGGGAUACGUGGUGGAUUGGGGAUAGUGGACGACGGGAGAUUUGUGCGAUUAGGUCAGUAUUGAAGAAUGAGUGGGUGGAGCUGCUGAACUGGCCGCUGUUGGCCAUGGAAGAAACAAGUGUAAUGGUGCCAUGGGAAUAUAAUUGAGUGGGCGUACAUGUGUUGUACAUAGUGAUGAACAUAACAACAGGAUUUGGAGUGAUGGGUAGCAGAGAAUUUCACAAUCAGAGUAUGAAGUCAGGGACAGGACGACGGGGAAUUUCUGUUUAUGAAGAGCAAGGUAAUAUCUCGCUUGAGAUAACGUAAAACUAUAACCUAUAGGAAAAUGAUAGAACGGAUAAUGUCCAUUGUCAAGGGG
This is a messenger RNA of Amorphotheca resinae ATCC 22711, 1593 nucleotides long. RefSeq lists its product as hypothetical. Gene Ontology annotation, molecular function: DNA-binding transcription activator activity, RNA polymerase II-specific; zinc ion binding. The coding region runs from base 84 to 1382 and encodes 432 amino acids. The record is from RefSeq and is a predicted model, not a curated record. NCBI's taxonomy places the organism in Eukaryota, Fungi, Ascomycota, Leotiomycetes, Helotiales, Amorphothecaceae. Gene Ontology annotation, biological process: regulation of transcription by RNA polymerase II. The transcript has 2 exons.